AUGCCGAAUGCUAUAAAAUUUGAAAAUAAGUUAAUUACCGAUUCAAAUGAAAUCGCAGUCGAACUCAAUAACUUUUUUUCGUCAAUAGGACAUAACCUAUCAAACAAGAUUCCUUAUGUAGACAACAACUCUGUUGAUGAAUUUAUAUCAUCACCAAAUUCAACUUUAAAUUUUUCAAAUCUAACUUAUAAUGAAUUCGAAAUUGCAUUUAAAUCAUUAAAAAGAAAUAAAGCAGUAGAGCCUGAUGAUAUAAAUGGAAAUAUUGUAAUCGACUCUUUUAAUGAGAUUAAAGAUAUCCUCUUCAAAGUCUUCAAAGCAUCUAUUACUCAAGGAUCGUUUCCAAAUAGUUUGAAAAUAGCCAAAGUAACUCCAAUCUUUAAAACAGGUGACCAUACCAACAUAACAAACUAUCGUCCUAUCCCAGUUCUACCGAGAAACAGUUCUACUGAACACGCUAUUCUCCAAGUAACACGCAGUAUUGCCGAUUCAUUUAAGAAUUCUCAAUUCACACUAGGCAUAUUCAUUGACUCUUAA
This is a messenger RNA of Hydra vulgaris (swiftwater hydra), 534 nucleotides long. RefSeq lists its product as uncharacterized. The record is from RefSeq and is a predicted model, not a curated record. NCBI's taxonomy places the organism in Eukaryota, Metazoa, Cnidaria, Hydrozoa, Anthoathecata, Hydridae.